Messenger RNA from Poecilia latipinna (sailfin molly), 5668 nucleotides. It is a transcript of the gene malrd1, whose product is annotated as MAM and LDL receptor class A domain containing 1. Gene Ontology annotation, molecular function: protein binding. Gene Ontology annotation, cellular component: membrane. The record is from RefSeq and is a predicted model, not a curated record. The transcript has 33 exons. NCBI's taxonomy places the organism in Eukaryota, Metazoa, Chordata, Actinopteri, Cyprinodontiformes, Poeciliidae. The coding region runs from base 178 to 5652 and encodes 1824 amino acids.
CCAUAAAAAAAAGCAUUUAUUGCCCUUUACAACAUGCUAACAACCCACAUGGUCAGUCAUAUCUCUCAGCACUGCGCACAGAGAGGGAAACGCAACUACACGUCUUCCUUAAGUGAUAGAAGCAAAAUGCUAAAAUUGGAAUUGAUAAUAAUGUGUUUUGGAUAAAAUAACCAGCGGAUGGCGUUACUGCUUGGCACAGUGUGGCUGCUUUUGGCCCGAAAUUUGCUAAUUAGCUCGGUGUUUGUUAGUGCUUGUUCACAUCAGGAGUUUACCUGCCGUCAGGGACUUUGUGUGGCGUUGGACUCCGUGUGUGACUUCACCGACGACUGUGGAGACGGCAGCGAUGAAGAAAACUGUUCUGCGUAUACAAGAUGUGAUUUCGAGGAGAGUUUCUGUGAUCUGAUCCAAAACUCGGAGUCCCUCUACAGAUGGACCAGAACAGCAGAGGCCCCAGGACUAAAACAGGACCACAGAAACGCCUCAGCACAUUUUCUGUCGCUUUCACCCACUGGAGGAAAAAAGAUCACUGCAGAACUGAGGAGUCCUGUCUUCCUGCCUACUCAUGGCUGCCAGAUACGUUUCUACCACUAUGCUGGGACAGCACAUGGAGAGCUUCAGAUCCUCCUGCAGCCUCAUUUGGUGGCUCAGAGCUCUGAACUCUGGAAACACUCCACUCAACUGGAGAAGGGAGCAUGGCUGCGGGCAGCGGUUCACUUCUCCAGCAAUCAGCGCUUUCAGGUGGUAAUUCGAGGCGAACUUUCAGCCAGCAGUGAAGCAUCUGAGGUCCUAGCCGUUGAUGAUUUGUCUUUCAGUCCUGGAUGUGUCAUUCUGCCUGAGGGCAGAGUCCUCACUGCACCUCCCUGCCCUCCUUCAUGGUUCACCUGCGCUAGAGGGGGGUGUAUCGAGGAGAGCAAAGUGUGUGACUUCUCACCAUAUUGUUCCCAUGGAGAAGAUGAAGACAGAUGCCCUUCUGAGUGUGACUUUGAGGACGGUUCAUGCGGCUGGUAUGAGCUCACUCCUGGAGAUGGGUUUGACUGGAUCAGGGGCUCAUCUGACAAGGUACCGCCGGACUACUAUGGUCACCCACCCCUACCGGACCACACUACCAACAGCACUAAAGGUCAUUACAUGUUUAUACUGAGAAACAGCAGUAGUCUGCAUCCAAAUGCUGUUCUCAUUGGACCCUGGUUCCAGCAAUCAGCCUCGGGAUGCACCAUGACCUUUUGGCAUUAUAACUCAGGUGUAUCUGUGGGCGCUGCUGACAUGUACCUCCGAUUCAAAGGAGUUCAAAACAAGACCGUCAUAUGGACGACCCUGUACGAUCAAGGGAGACGGUGGAACCGGGUCACCAUUCAGCUGGGGCGCAUCACUCAGCCCUUCCAGAUUGCUUUGGCCAAAAUCAGCCUCGGCGUGUUCGACGGAGUCUCCGCCUUCGACGAUGUCUCCUUCAAGAACUGUUCGAUGCCGCCGCCAGUGGCCGUGUGCCCCGAGCACACGCAUUUCCACUGCGUGCACACCAGAGCGUGUGUGGAGCACCUGCGGCUCUGUGACCUUGUGGACGACUGUGGGGACGGCUCGGAUGAAGAAGGGUGUUCUCCAGAGAUUCAGUGCGACUUUGAAGACGGACUGUGCAACUGGAAGCAGGAAACGAGUGGAGGAGAUGUGUUUAACUGGACCCGCAUCCAGGGCCCGACUCCAACCCGAAACACAGGCCCAUGGAAGGACCACACGCUGGGGAACACCUCCGGUCAUUACCUCUACAUUGAGUCUUCCCUCCCCCAGGAGUUCAAGGACACAGCUGUGCUGCUGAGCCCCAUAUUUGAACCCACCUACCAGCCUGGCAAGGACCCACCUUUUCCCCCCCACCACCGCUGUGCUUUUCGCUUCCAUUACUGUAUGUUUGGAUCGCACGUGUUCAGCCUCGCGGUGUACUUGAGGACAACCACGACAGGCCGUGGCGUGCUCCUCUGGGCAAAAUAUGGAAACCAAGGAAACCUAUGGCACAGGAAGACUAUGUACCUGCACAGUGCGCACCCUUUCCAGAUUUUAAUUGAAGGUACAGUUGGAGAUGAUUUUGAAGGAGACAUUGCGAUCGAUGACCUUUCCUUCCUGGACUGUCAGCUGUUUCAUGGAGAGCUACCUUCUCCGAUCACCCCACCACUGACCACUCCGGCCCCGACAGCCAUACCCAACAAUUGUCCCGAGGGGCAGUUUGUGUGUGGAACACAUAGCGAGUGUGUUUUACUCAGCCAAGUGUGCGACUUCAAGCAGGACUGUUCUGAUGGAUCAGAUGAAACAAACUGCGUGAAGGAAAGAUGCAAUUUCGAAGGCGGCGUUUCUUGCGGCUGGACUGUCGUUAGUCCUUCUUUCAGCGUGAACCACGUCUUUCGCUGGGCAGCUGACCAGGGGGAAAGCAGUCAUAAUGGAGAGCAGAACCACCGUCCAACUAACGACCACACUCUUAACAGCCCUAAGGGUUGGUAUAUGUAUGCAGACAGCUCAAAUGGCGGCUAUGGUCAGUUCUCUGACCUCCAAACACCAGUCAUCUCCUCCACUGCUCCACAGUGCACCCUCAUAUUCUGGUACCACAUGAGUGGAUUCACCGUGGGAACCCUGCAGGUGCUGUUCAGACACAAAAACCUCACCCAUGUGGUUUGGUCUCAGACCGGUAACCAAGGCAACGGAUGGAAACGAGCUGAAGUGUUUUUGGGUUUAUCAAAUGACUUUCAGGUGGUGUUCAGGGCGAAACGAGGGAUCAGCUACAUGGGGGACGUAGUGAUAGAUGAUGUCAGCUUCCGGGAUUGCUCCCCCGUUCUUCCAUCCGGCCAGCCGUGCACAUCAGAGGAGUUUGCCUGCGCAAACAGCCACUGCAUCCCUCAGGACAAUUUGUGUGACUUCAUCAACCACUGCGGGGAUAAUUCAGAUGAGGACCCUUUCAUCUGCAAGGGCUUUAGUGGACGCUGCAAUUUUGAGUUUGACCUUUGCUCUUGGCGCCAGUGCCGACAGGACGACUUUGACUGGCUGAUCAAAGCAGGCAGCACCCCAACUCUUGGAACGGGCCCGUCCAGUGACCACACCUUGAGAGAUCCCACUGGACACUACCUCUACCUGGAAAGCUCAUUCCCUCAGGCGGUGGGUGACGCUGCCCGUGUGAUUGGACCCUUACUGAGCAGAAGGAGUUCACAGUGCAAGAUGCGUUUCUACUAUCACAUGUCUGGAGACGGUAUCGGAACCCUCAGUGUUUUCGCUAAAACCGAGGAAAGUCUUCACCUCCUGCUGAACCUGACUGGAGAUCAGGGCAACUACUGGCAAAUGAAGGAACUCCAGCUGAGCUCCUCUGCAGACUUCCAGGUGGUGUUUGAAGGGAAGGUGGGGCGCAGCGAAAAGGGAGACAUCUGUCUGGACGAUAUCACCUUCUCUCCAGGAUGCCUCCUCUCCCCCACAGUGUUGGUAACGGACAGCACUCCUCCUCCUACUCCUCCAACAGGGUUCUGUCCUCCAGGGGCUUCCGUUUGUGGAAAAGGCAGCUGUUACACUCCAGAGCAGAUGUGUGACUUCACCGACGAUUGCAGCGACGGUACGGACGAGGAGGACUGUGGCACCUCCUGCUCGUUUGAGAACGGCCGCUGUGGCUGGAAGAGUUCGCUGGCUGAUAACUUCGACUGGGCUCUCGGUACCGGAUCUCUUCAAAGCAUACGGCCGCCGUAUGACCACACGCUGAUGGAUGACAACGGCCAUUUUGUCUACCUGGAGGCCACUCCGGUGGGACUGAAAGGCGACAAAGCUCAUAUAAGGAGUUCUGUUUGGAAAGAGUCAAGCGCUGUCUGCAAGCUGUCCUUCUGGUACUACCUUUCCCAUAAGGCCACAGGGACCAUCCGGCUGCUGAUCAAGAUGGAGGACAGCUUAAUUGAGAUGUGGAAUAAAACGGGACAUCAGGGAAACCAGUGGAUCCAAGCGGUGGUCCCCCUGAGGAACCUCAGGAACUUUGAAGUGAUUUUCGAGGGGAUUCGCUCCCGAGACGUCAGCGGAGGAGCUGCCCUGGAUGACCUGGAGUACAUCGACUGUGCUCCGAGCGCUGUGGAGCCAGGUAGAUGUCCUGCAGCCACAGACUUUGUGUGUGAGAGCGGCCAUUGCAUAGAGUCCCACCUGGUGUGCGACAACAAGGCCGACUGUGCCGAUGAAUCAGAUGAGAAGGACUGUGACUACAUAUUUGGCUCACCGGGUGCUUGUGGCUUCAACAUGGAGGACGACAGGUGGGAGCAGGUCUGCCAGCUCUCUCAGGACCCUGACGAUGACUUUGACUGGAGGAUCGGCCACAAGACAGAGACAGGAGUUGGACCUCAGUCUGACCACAGUCCAGAUGGCGGUGGGAACUUUCUGUACAUACAUUCAGCCACUCAAAGGGAGGGUGAUGUUGCCAAGGUGACGACGACGAACCCAUUUCCUGCCAGCAUCGGUCUAUGUCACCUGCGCUUUUGGUUCUUCAUGUACGGCUCGCCCAAAAUGGGAACCCUGAAGGUUUAUACCGUUGGAGCUAAUGGGACACCUUUGCUUAUGUGGGCCACUACUGGAAACCAUGGAAACCAGUGGACAUAUGCCAACGUCGUCCUGUCUAACACAAAAGAUUUCAGAGUGACUUUCCAGGCGGAGGUGGGUGGAGACAUGUGGACGGACAUCGCCCUGGACGAUAUCUCGUACACAGCAGAGUGUGUGGUCGGAGGACCAUUAACCCCUCAGCCUUUGACCUGUGACGCUGACCAGUUCCAGUGCACGCACUCGUUCCAGUGCAUCCCAAAGACCUGGUGGUGUGAUGGCUCUCCGGACUGCGCGGAUCAGUCUGAUGAAGAGCGCUGCCCGACUGCCCUGCCUGGAACCGUUCCUCCUCAAGGCGACUGUCCCGACGAGAAUUUCCAGUGUUCGGACCUUCGGUGUCUCCCUGCCUUACUGCGCUGCGACGGGGUUUACGACUGCCCCAACGGAGAGGACGAACACAGCUGCCCGUUGCUGCAGUGUGAGCCGGGAGAGCUCGUGUGUGAGAGUUGGCCCGGUUGUGUCCCGCUUCACAUGCGCUGCGACCACUCCGCAGACUGUCAGCCGUUCCACUCAGACGAGUCCAGCUGCCAUGAGUGCCCUCCAGCGUACUGCCAGGGUCACGGUUCAUGCUAUCUUGAGGAAAACGGACCUCUGUGCUUGUGUGAGCCGGGAUGGUCGGGCAAUCGCUGCCAUGUGAAGGAGAAACCGUCCCUCACCACCUCAUCACCAACUGUCGAAGCCACGCAGCUUGAUACGGUUUACGCUGGCAUCGGUAUAGGCCUGGUGCUGCUCUUGGCUGGACUCGCCGUGUGCUUUCUUGCCCUGUGCAAGAAAAAAUGUGGCUUUGUAAAAGCUGACCCAAUGAAAUACGGCGUGAUGGAUAAUCCGAGCUUUGACUGGAGAGCAGAGAAUCCAUCAGAGGACAAAAGUCCAGACAGCGGUCCACCCAUUAACCCCAAAACGAGUGACGGUCUUGGGCUUCCUAUCAGCGUCUACCCCUGGAGAAGAGAGGUGGAGCAGGGUUCAAACUGGAAAGACGCCAAGCUAUCCUUCUCCAACCCAAUGUACAAUUACCCCUGUGACACUAAUGGCGCUGGCAAGAGAAGCUCAGAAGAAUAAAAUCGAUAAAACUUGA